Messenger RNA from Guillardia theta CCMP2712, 525 nucleotides. RefSeq lists its product as hypothetical. Gene Ontology annotation, molecular function: protein binding. The annotation marks the transcript as partial. Lineage: Eukaryota; Cryptophyceae; Pyrenomonadales; Geminigeraceae. The transcript has 2 exons. The record is from RefSeq and is a predicted model, not a curated record.
AACCAGAUGUCGAUCAAGGGAGCGGUUAGGCUUGCUGAGACUGUCGUCCACCUCAGGAACUUGCAGAGUCUCGACGUCUCUGAGAACGGCAUCGGCGCUGUCGGGUGCUCGAAGAUCGUGUGGGCCCUCACGGAGCUGGAGCAUGUCGAGUUUCUCAACUUGCAGGGCAACGAUCUUCAGGCAGAAGGAGCCAAGAGAAUCGCGGGGGCUCUUCCUAAGCUAGAGUCGCUACAGGCCAUCGACCUGAGAAGCAACAGCAUCGGGCCCGAUGGCAUCGAAAAGCUGAGCGCUUGCCUGGCGCGUUGCCGAUGCCUGACAUCAUUACACCUUGGGGACAACACCCUCCUUGCCGAAGGAGCAAAGCACAUAGCGUCGAUGAUACCCAAAUGCCCCAUGCUCAAGAGCUUGAAUCUUUGCAAGAACGCCUUGCUGGACAGAGGGGUCAACCUUAUCGCUUCUGUCCUCCCUGCUGCCACUUGCUUGACCCAGCUCGACCUUUGCGGAAACGAAAUCAGCGACGCAGGA